Argiope bruennichi is the source of this 2394-nucleotide messenger RNA. RefSeq names its product short transient receptor potential channel 4-like. The coding region runs from base 1 to 2394 and encodes 797 amino acids. Lineage: Eukaryota; Metazoa; Arthropoda; Arachnida; Araneae; Araneidae. Gene Ontology annotation, biological process: manganese ion transport; regulation of cytosolic calcium ion concentration; calcium ion transmembrane transport. Gene Ontology annotation, cellular component: cation channel complex; membrane. The transcript has 14 exons. Gene Ontology annotation, molecular function: inositol 1,4,5 trisphosphate binding; protein binding; store-operated calcium channel activity. The record is from RefSeq and is a predicted model, not a curated record.
AUGGAUCCUAAACAGACAUUCCCACGAUCGACUGAAGACAUUGAGGAAGUAUUGCUGGGCAGCUAUUGGGUGAUAGGGAAUUCAAGUUCACCAAUGAUAAAAUCAAAGGCAAAAUCUGGCGAAAAUAAAAUGGUGUAUUUUGGUUUUGAGAGAAGAGAGAGGAGAGGAGAGCAAAGAGGCAUGGCUUCGGCUACUUCUACCGCGCCGAGCAAACAGUUAAAGAAGGGUGCUCGGCGAGGUUCCACCAUCGAAGUGUUGGAAGAACGAAGGGUAAGCCUGCCCUUGGCGAGGCUAAACCUGGACGAGGAAAGGUUCUUUGAACUCGUCGAAUCUGGAAGCGUGAAUGCAGUACAGAGUUUCCUCAAUGAGCACAAGACUCUGAACCUGAAUUGCACCAAUUACAAGGGGAUGAGCGCCCUCCACAUUGCCCUCAAGAAGGAGAAUGAACCCAUGGUGAAAAUGCUUCUAGGGCGCCCGGACAUCGAAGUAAAGGAUGCGGCGCUGCAAGCAGUUGCUACGGGCAACGUCGAAUUCGCGACAGCAGUACUGGAUGUAAUGAAUGUUGUGCAACCAGGACGCGAAAUGUUGGGCAGCACAGAAAGCACAGACUACUCACCUGACAUUACUCCUCUGGCCCUAGCAGCUCAGAACGGAGACUACAAAAUGGUACGCAUGCUACUCGGAAGAGGUCACAAGCUGGACAAACCACACGUGCCUACCUGUCUGUGUCCUAAAUGUAAAGGAUUGCUCCGUGAGCAUGGUUCUGCUCUCUCCCGAAUACGGCUGAAUGCGUAUCGAGCCAUCAGCAAUCCUUCCUAUAUCUGCCAAGUGACUGAUGAUCCGAUACUUUACUGUUUCUUGCUGGACGCUGAGUUAUUCGAAAGCGCACUCAUGGACAAAGAGUUCAGAGCAGAAUACGGGGAGCUGGGUGAUGAAGUGCGCGGCUUCACCGUUGAAGUGUUAAAUCAAUGCCGCAACACUGCAGAAGUUGAGCUGUUGUUGAAGUUACCCAACGGAUUUGAUUUUCAGUCUCAGAAAACAGAUUACCCGAGACUUCAACUUGCACUCGACUACAAGCAGAAAGAGUUUGUGGCUCACUCCAUGGUGCAACAGGUGCUGACAGGCCAUUGGCUAGGCGAGUUCCGUUCGUGGCCCCGCCGGUCUCUGCUCAGAAAAAUCCUUCACGUGUUCUUCCGCAUCCUGCUCCUGCCUUUCAUCAGUUUGUUUCUGCUACUUGUGCCCUGGCUGAAGCAGUUGGGAAAGUACCAUAGUCCUGUCAACAGAUUCCUGCUCAGUCUUGCUUCCUACCUGCUUUUCCUGACUUCCGUCUUCAUGGUAAAUAUACUGGAUACGGGGCAUUUCAACAAAGGACCGCCUGGAACAGGUUUCGAAGGAAUUGUCGUUAUUUUUGUCCUUGGUCACAUCUGGUCCACCAUCAGACAGUUUUGGGUUGAAGGCUACAAAAGAUUUUUCAGGGCGCCUUGGAAUUGGUACGACAUCUGCAUGCAAAUAUUCUUUACCUGUACUUUCAUAUUUUGGCUCGUGGCCGCGUUCGACAAGUGGCAGGAAGACGUGAACAAGAAAACAGAACCUGACAGAAAAGCCUGGAACAGUUACGAUGCCACACUCGUGCACGAAGGCCUCUUCGCCAUUGCCUCCGUCCUCGCUUCCGGGAAGCUGGCCUACUACUGCCUUCAGAGUUCGAGACUCGGGCCACUACAGGUGUCUAUGGGCAAGAUGGCGGUGCAGAUCGGCAUAUUCUUGGUUCUCUGCUUCCUCAUCAUCACAGCCUUCGCCAUCCCACUGACCCGGAUGUAUGCGUAUUACGACGGUAUGAAGCGGAAAGAUGCAGAUGGAAACACGCAGACCCAGCUCGCUACUUUCACAUCGCUCUCCAAUUCUUUUACGACUCUCUUUUGGGGAAUGUUUGGAAUGUCCGCUGCUGAAUCAGCCGACGUUGUAGUGGAGGAUAACACUCAUGAUUUCACGCAAGCUGUUGGUCGAGCUCUCUUUGCCACCUACGAGCUGCUUAUGAUCAUUGCUCUGGUGAACACUCUUAUUGCCAUACUUUCCAAUACAUUUCAGAAAGUCGUUGAUAAUGCCGAUGUUGAAUUCAAAUUUCACCGCACAAAACUAUGGAUGCACUUUUUUGAUGACUCGACGCUGGUGCCGAGCCCAUUCAACCUAAUACCGAGUCCAGGUUUCUUCAAAAAUGUGGGCAUUUACUGCACUGCCCUGGCAAACAAGUCUCCCGACGUGCAAGCGAAAUUCUCCUGGCAGCGUUGCUGUUACGUGGAACGCUUGAAAGAUAUUAGUGUGGACCCAGGCAUUUAUGAAGCUCUCAUGUCCAGUCUUGUGCAGCGGUAUUUCAGAGCCAAAGAAGGAGACGAAUGA